AUGGACGAGUUCCUGUUUUGAUUUCCUGUCACUGUUGUAAAACUGUUGACAUAUAUUUGUAACUAACUUUAAAAGCUUAUACGGAUUUUCCCCCAGCACAGGUUCGUCAGACUCUUCAACUACGUCAUUGAUCUUAAAUCUUCAAGCUCAAGGACUUGAGGAUGGAGGAAGCGUACGCUGCCUUGUAUCAGGAGUUCAUGCGUCUCCAGUCACUCUGCUUAAAACAAGCAGCAAUGCUUCAGCAUCUCUCCGACGCUUUACAGCGACAGCAAGGUUCGGCAACAGCUUCAACAAGGAACCUUGUAAACCCAUGCCAGUGCACAGGAAAAAACACAGAUCAGAAAACACAGUGCUAUGAAUCUCAGAGACAUCCUGCUGGAGAAAACCUGCUCGACCUUCAGACUACUAAUUGUCUGGGUCAGGUAGACAGCGGAUUAGACAAACUACAUCUUAACAUGGACGUGCCGGAUCAGAAACAGGGAGUCCACGAUAAAGCAGUUUUCCACAAUCCUGUCCAGAUGCCUGCGAGCAAUGCCUGGGAUGACCUGAGGAAAGCUGAGGAACAAUAUUACGAGAACCAGACUCCACAAAGGCUGCGGAGGCCCUGGUCGUCCUCUUUCCUGGACAGUGAGCUGCUCAGUCAGGCUGGAGGUCUGGUCAUGUCUGGAGUGACGCUUCAGUCGCAGGUGUGUGAGUUUUGUCACGCUGUGUUUCCGGGACACACCACCACCCGCGGAGAGUUUCUGCGUCACCUCACAACACACAUGAACUGAAGAAGAAGAGCUGAAACACUUCUCUCUGACCAAACAGAGACGCAUAACAUGAUGGAAGAAGAGCGACUUUCAUUUGAUUUCUCAUCUCCUGUUUCAGCUUUGGUUCCAUCACAAACAAUUUGUAUUAAAAGAAAGUUAAUGCUG
Messenger RNA from Danio aesculapii, 917 nucleotides. RefSeq lists its product as uncharacterized. The coding region runs from base 162 to 773 and encodes 203 amino acids. The record is from RefSeq and is a predicted model, not a curated record. Gene Ontology annotation, biological process: canonical NF-kappaB signal transduction. The transcript is spliced from 5 exons. NCBI's taxonomy places the organism in Eukaryota, Metazoa, Chordata, Actinopteri, Cypriniformes, Danionidae.